UGAAGGGCCGGCGGUGCGACAAGCACGAGUUAAAAGAAAAAAGUUAGACCGCAAAAACAUGUGACUGUACGGAACACGUGAUUGAACGGAACACGUAAUUGAACGGAACACGGAACUAAUAUAUCACGGGCUUUGUCAGGGUUACUUUAAUUUCAUCAAGUUCAGCUCAGCCAAAUGACUUGCCUUGGCAUUGUGUUUUUUCUUUAUAAGCCUUGCGAUAAAUAAAUCCUUGCAACCCUUUCAAAUUGAAAAACGGUCGGCAUCGUUAUGCACACGAACUACUGUAUAGGCUACAUAUAGGAAUCUACCAAUGGACCUAUUUUCAUUUUUUACUUCUGCCACCACGGAGGAACUUUAAUCAGUUCUUGUUUUCAUGGUGACACUUUCACGUCAGUCUCAUCUGGCUCUGAUAUCCUGGAUUAAAGCCAAUUGGGGGCCAGUAUGACGUCACAGUGUGUCAUUAUCCUUAAUCUUAAGUCUUAACCUUUCCAGGUGAAUGAACGGGCGCGAAUGUAGGCCAGUACAGUUGUAAUAUGUAACGAUCGCCUCAGAUCAAACAUAUAUGUUUUUUUAGAUAUAUUUACCCACCGCCUCAAUUUCGCAUCAGACAAGCCUCUAUAUCUGCCACGCACUGAGUGCGCACGUCCCCACAAAAGUGUCACAACCCGCCUGUGCGCACGACAGACAGCCGGGUGCAAAGAAAACACCGGUGGAUGUUUUUCUAUUUGUUUAUUUACAUGUUUUGCAAGCGAAUUGUCGGCUUAGCUUUUAUAGUAUGCAAAAUAAAAAAGAUCAGUCGCUAAGCAAAUAUGACAAGUAGAAUAAGUCAUCAUAAAAGACGUCAUUAAACUGAUACUCACGACAUUUUAAAAUCUAAAAAAAAAAUCACUGAAACCUUUCAACCGUGCACGUGUACAACGACAUUGUUUUCUCUGAUGACACCAGAUGGCGUGGGUGUUGUUAACCGAGACCUGGGGAGUGCGUGGCCCCAGACAGCUGUAUCAGGGGAGUUAUAGAUGGCCGGCAGCUGGUCUGCUACCUUCCAUCAUCUCGGUUCAGGCUACUUUCGAGGCCUUUCACAUGGAGAAGGCCUCUGUUGUACUCUGCUGGAACCGCUUAUACUUUUAUUCACCAUAUGGUCAAUUGGUCAUUGUUCUAAAAGGGUCAUUGUUUAUGGUCGAAUUACCGUAAAAAAAGGGGGGGGGGGACAUUUGAAUCGUACAUGCCGAUUACUUCACUUUUAUUUAUUUUCAGACUCGUGGUAAAAUACACGUGAAGAUAAUAGUAAUAAUAGUUACAGUGAAAUGAAAUUAAUCAAACCAAAAUAAAACGGCAGACUGGUUUUCUUAGGGUAACCAAAACAAAAACUGGGGCCUUUAAAAAGUCUGCCACAUUUGUUUCUCACGCUUGUUUUCACAGUGUAAUCGCCCAGGAUUUACCCCCAUACUAAGUGAAAUAUUUUAUUGAUUAUGUCAAAAAGGUGGGUGACAUAAGGUCAAGAUUGUCUCCGCAUAUUUAACCCUAACUUAAAUAAACAAAUAAUAUAGAUCUCCUUCAGCAGCUUGAUGUUAACAUUAGCAUUUGAAGUGUUCUACAACCGCCAGGUUGCCACAUUUGUUCAUGAGCACGCGCCACGCGCGAGAGUCCUCACGUGCUGACGGGUAUGAAGUGAACUUAUGCAGACCACGAAUGCUUCUAAAAAUAGCCAGAUAAUCUUUAAGUCUCUAUUGGUUUGCUCUUUCAACUUUGCUGCUGUGACAAAACAGUGUUGGAGGGGGAUUUGAACCGAUGCAUAAGGAGGAGAAGGAGACUUAAGAUUUCCUGGUCUCAGUUCGUUGUUGAUGGUGUGUUUGUGACGUCCAGGCGUCCCUGUUAACGCUGCUCAAGGCUCCAGCGCUAUGUUUCUCCCUUAUGUUUACCAGGGCGUGCCCUACGCUACCAGGAGAGCAAAAUUGGUGGCAAGCAACUGCAGCAAGAGCACCAGCAGCGGCCGAGCUCGGAAUGAGCCCGUCCUGGAGUCCAAAGACAGCAAGCCGGUGCCGCCCCCUGACGGCGGGUACGGAUGGGUGAUUGUGGUGGCGAGUUUCUUGAACCAGAUCCUGAGCAUAGGCGUGCCGUUCUCCGUGGGGGUUUACUACGUGGCGUUCUUAGAAGAGUUUCAAGGCAGCAAAGGGCUAACUGCUUGGAUAGGGUCGAUUCACACUGGGCUUUUAUUUGGAGCAGGCCCGCUGGCGGGAGCAGUCAUUAAUCGGUUUAGCCACCGCGUGGCGGUCAUGAUUGGUGGCUUGAUGGGAGCAGUUGGUUUUUUCCUCAGCGCAUUCUCAACAAGUCUGUACUAUCUCUAUGCAAGUUACGGAAUUGUGGCAGGAGUCGGGGUAAGCCUUGUUUACGUGCCAUCAGUAGUUGUCAUCGGAGAAUGGUUCGAACAUCGCCGAAACUUUGCCUUUGGUUUGGCCUCCUCGGGAGUGGGGCUCGGUAACCUGAUCAUGACUCCAGUGAUACAGAAAACAAUUGACAUAUUCGGCUGGCGGGGUUCCUUAUUCAUUACAUCCGGGCUCUUUCUACAGUCAUGCGUAUUUGGUGCCCUGAUGAAACCUCUGAAUGGCGGGAAAGGCGCGGAGAAGUUACAAGGGAAGGGUUUGAAAGAAACGUUUCACACGGAUAUCUUGCACGAGUGGAAGUUCAUACUGCUGGCGAUCAACCACAUUUUGUGGAACAUUGGAUCUCUGAUCUACGUCGUUCUCAUUCCUGACUACGCGCACAUGCACACAGGAACAAACAUGGACACGUGUGCCUUUCUCCUCUCGAUAUUCGGCGUCGCCAGCUUUACUGGUAGAAUUUUGGUAGCUGUGAUAACUAUAAACAAAAAGAUCAGCAGAUUUUAUUUGUUUCUCACUGCAACUGCAGUUACAGGUGUCGCCAUCGCUCUCGUUCCAACCACCAGAGACUACAUUCCGUUAGCUACCUUCAGCGCCAUCUAUGGGUUGUUUUUUGGCAUACAGAUUCCUCUUAUAGCUGCUCUUGCGACUGAGAUGUUCGGAUUAGAGAGGUUACCAAAUGUUUAUGGCUACUUUAUGUUUGGAGAUGGAGUUGGGGCCCUUCUAGGUCCCCCGAUAGCUGGCUGGUUAUUUGACCUGACGCAGAGUUUUGAGGCACCAUUUUAUUGCGGUGGAGGAGUCACAAUAUUCGCGGCGAUAAUCAUACUCCCGAUUUCCCUGUCAAAAUUAUUUCAAAACAGGAAGACCUGCAUUAAAAGUAUUACGAAAAGCGCAAGCAGAGUACCUUUGAAAACGUCCGAAUCCUUUGUGUAGCUCAUUGGCGCCGAUUCGUGCAAGGGAAGUCUCCGUUCUUGUAAGGCAAUCUGAAGCAUAUUGGUAGUCCACGCUGCUACCAUGGCCCAUUCAAGGACACGGUUUCUCGUUUUGGAGGCUAACAGGAGACGUCUAUAUACUUCGCACAGCGAAGGACUUGGAAGUAUCUUUAACACCGUGCGGUAGUCAGUUGCCGAACCAUGUACUGGCAAUUACGUCACAAGGUUAUUUCCUCUUUACAAGACCGCUUCCAACUCUUUAAAACAAUAGAAAUAAAUCCGGUGUGAAAGGAAUGGUAGUCCGCUAGGAACCGUAGUCCGUUCUCCAUUACUUUGCACAGGUGACAUUCGUCCCCUAUGCUAACCCCAAUACUCCGACUAACCUUAACCUAUGUUAAUCAUACGGGAACCCGGACUUCAAUUCCCGGGACUCCCAUUCCUGUUACAUGUACACCGAUUUUUUUUUGGCUGUGGUGAUCACGGAAGCUCCGUUUAAGAUGACAUUCGUACAUAAUAACCAGGCUAUGAAGUUAGGAUACUGAUAAGUAUAAGCCACGAUAUGACAUUGGCCAGAAAUUGGAGAUAUAACUGCUCUAGAUCAAUGCAUGUCGAUGAAAGCAAUGAAAGGUAGCUUCGCAAGGAAUUUGGAAUUUGUUGCAGUGCAGGAAAGGGAGUUGAGGAUUGUCAACGAAGGCAGUAUAUUCUGCAAAAAACUAAAGACAAGCGCAGAUAUACUGGUAACGAGAAUAUUGCCAUUUUGCAAAUAUUUCUCGGGAAUUCAAUAUUUAUUUUACAAGAUAAAGCGAUCGCAACUGUUUGUCUACAAUAAUUCAAGCUAACAUCAAAGUAGUCCAUUUAGAUAAAUCAUGUAUUUACCUGUAACCUCGCCACGUAUUCCUUGCUAUCAAAAAGGUGCACUUUUUGUUUAUUUAUUUGGACUACUACUGAUUUGAUGACACUAUUAUGAUAUUAAUGUUACAUGUACCAUCAUGUUAUCAAAGAUAUGCUAUUAUGUAAACCUGUAGAAUACGCGUAAAAAUCGAGUUGCCAAUCCGUGCCUAAUAACGUCACUUUUCAACAUGUUCUACUAGUAGUAAACAUUUCAUUAGAAAUUUAUUGCCUGUCAGACUGCGUAACUAUUUAUCAAUAGCAAAGAAGCCAUUUAUACGUACAAUUCGUUCGCAACUUUUCGCCUCUUCUCGCGAGACACCACGUGGUCUCGAAUGGGAAAAUCGGCAAAAUGCAAUAUCACUCCGUGGCCGUUACGUCCCACCCAUUAAUCUGUAUUUCUCUUGUUUACAAGGUAUAUUUUUCUAAUUAUUUUCAAGUUGCUUUAUAAUUUUAACGAUCAUAUACUGUAAUGGCGGUUAUAAAAAUUGCCGACUGUUGAUAAAAUGUUAAUUAAUAAAUGGAAAUAUUACGCAACGGCAGGCGACAUGCAGGGUUCUAAGGAAAUUGCAAUAUUAUUUUGUUAAACUUUAUUAAUUUUAAUAAAAUAUACUUCAACCAAAACAUAAAUAUUCUGUUGGUUACCUGACUUGAAUCUAUUCUGUAUCUGUACAUCGUUU
Lingula anatina is the source of this 4878-nucleotide messenger RNA. RefSeq names its product monocarboxylate transporter 12. The record is from RefSeq and is a predicted model, not a curated record. Gene Ontology annotation, molecular function: monocarboxylic acid transmembrane transporter activity. NCBI's taxonomy places the organism in Eukaryota, Metazoa, Brachiopoda, Lingulata, Lingulida, Lingulidae. Gene Ontology annotation, biological process: transmembrane transport; monocarboxylic acid transport.